AUGCAGCCGACAAGGUGUCUGCUCAAGCGGUCCGUAUGGAAGGGUCCACACAUUGUGCCUUUACCACUUGUGCGGCCUGAACCCGGCAAGAAGAUUCCUCCAAUCAGGACACAGGCGCGAUCGGCUACUAUUCUUCCCAAUUUUGUUGGGCUCAAGUUCCAAAUUCACAAUGGCAAGGUUUACCAUGAGGUGACCAUUACUGAGGAGAUGGUGGGCCACAAGCUUGGCGAGUUCUCUCCGACACGCAAGCCGUUCAUUUGGAACAGGAAGUAA
Messenger RNA from Thermochaetoides thermophila DSM 1495, 273 nucleotides. RefSeq names its product mitochondrial 37S ribosomal protein uS19m. The coding region runs from base 1 to 273 and encodes 90 amino acids. The transcript is spliced from 4 exons. The record is from RefSeq and is a predicted model, not a curated record. Gene Ontology annotation, biological process: translation; ribosomal small subunit assembly. Gene Ontology annotation, molecular function: structural constituent of ribosome; RNA binding. Lineage: Eukaryota; Fungi; Ascomycota; Sordariomycetes; Sordariales; Chaetomiaceae. Gene Ontology annotation, cellular component: cytosolic small ribosomal subunit; ribosome.